Molecule: messenger RNA, 2077 nt
Organism: Ictalurus punctatus (channel catfish)
Lineage: Eukaryota; Metazoa; Chordata; Actinopteri; Siluriformes; Ictaluridae
Exons: 5
Coding region: 391-1611 (406 amino acids)
Biological process (GO): DNA integration; DNA recombination
Molecular function (GO): DNA binding
Source: RefSeq, a predicted model, not a curated record
GCUGCUCCUAAGGCCAUACAGACUUCAUAUAAAUCCAUAAUGAACUUUUUCACACUAUCUGUUGUUACCCAGAUGAGGACGGGUUCCCUUCUGAGUCGGGUUCCUCUCAAAGUUUCUUCCUCUUAAUACAUCUUAGGGAGUUUUUCCUUGCCACCGUCACCACCGGCUCGCUCAGUUGGGAUAAACUCACACCUUUAAUAUCUGUAGACCGUGUUGAUAUUUCUGUAAAGCUGCUUUGAGACGAUGUCUACUGUAAAAAGCGCUAUACAAAUAAAAUUGAAUUGAAUUGGUUUUGAUGAAGAAAAUAACUCCUACCAGACUCCGAGCCUUGCACGUAAGUUGGGCCAGUCCUUGAAAAAGAUAUGUGACGUUAUACAUUGCAGAGCUCUAAUGGCAGAAGACAGUGAGUGGAUAAAGUCAACCCAGACGUUCACAACGCUCUAUAAUGCAAAAUGGUCUGAACUUGUUUCACACACAGCUUUGACCACCUUGAAUGAGGGGCACUUUAACAAGCCAUCCACCCUCCCUUUCACAGAGGACGUACAACGUCUUCACCAGCGUCUUGAAAAGAUUGCUGGUUUUGCAUCUGAGAACUUGAAAAAGAUUCCAUCAGCACAAGUCUACGGGGAACUUUGCAGAGCAGCUCUAGCUAAAAUAAUACUGUUCCACCGAAGACGUGGAGGAGAGGUUGCAAAGAUGCAGUUAAAAGGCUUCCUAGAAAGGGACGCAGCUGCCCUACAUAAGGAUGUUGCUGUUGGACUCUCAAAGUCCGAACAAAAACUUUGUGCACAUGUCAGUCGGGUGGAAAUUAGGGGUAAAAGGGGGCGAAAAGUUGCAGUGUUGCUAUCGCCAGACGUGGUCGAUGCCUUAACCUGCCUCAUGAGCAGAAGGAAAGAGUGUGGAGUCCCAGAAGAAAACACAUUCCUGUUUGCGAGACCUAACUGUCUGACUCCUUAUCGAGGACAAGACUGUCUAAGGAUUUAUGCAAAUGAGUGUGGUGCGCAAAACCCUGAACUCCUCAAGUCUACACAAUUACGCAAACACGUUGCAACUAUGUCACAGGUCCUAAACCUCAAAAACCACGAGUUGGACCAAGUUGCUGACUGUUUGGGCCACGAUAUUCGUGUCCACAGAGAGUAUUACAGGCUUCCAGAAGCUGCAACCCAGCUGGCCAAAAUAUCCAAACUGCUACUUGCCAUGGAGGAAGGUUCACUUACAAAUCUUCAGCGCAAAACACUAGAAGAGAUUGAAAUUGAAAAUAACCUAGACCUGACUGAUUCUGAGCAAAGUGAGGACUCUGAUGAUGAAGAGACAUAUCCACAGACACCAACAGAAACGGGGAUGAACGGAGCUAGGCGACCUGUUGAGGAACCUCCAGGCACCUCGGACGAUGUUGACUCUGCCUUCGGAGGCUCAUCUCAAGCAGUGAACACACACACACUGGUAGGAAGGACAAAGAGAGCAGCAGGAGCAAAGAGUGAAGAGAGCACACAAAGAACACUGAUUCUUGAUCUACACAAUUCCCUAGUGCAAAAGAAAAAAGAUCUUUUUUUGGUUUCUCUCUCUUCAUAUCUCGUUCUCUCAUGGAGGUCUUGCGGGUGGGGUCCCUGAAUGUUAAUGGGAUGUGAGAUGAAAGAAAGAAUAGACUACUUCUAGAGACUGAAUAGUGAAAGGAUAUAGGGGUGAUCUUGCUACAAGAAACCCAAAGCGACCAGGACAGUUAAGCUAAAUGGGGUCUGUGGUGGAAAGGGGAGAAAGUCCUUAGUCAUGGGUCUAACCUGAGUGCUGGGGUGGCUUUUCCUUUUUCCAUUUUUUUUUACAUGGAGACAUGGACAGAGGAAGGAGCUCUCUUAUCCUUUCAAACACUGACAACUUUGGAGGACGCAUUCAAGAAAGCGCUGUAUGAAACAUGUAUCAAGGUUGUGUACAGAGGUGCUUUGACAGGACUGAAGGAGUCACACUGGUCAGGGCUGUUGGAACCGGACUCUUCCCCACGAGGAUGCUGGAGGUCCCUGUACAAACCGCCCAUAGAGAAGCGCACUGCUGAUCUUUAGUGGCGGAUAGAGAGAGAGAGAGA